AUGAGCUCGGAAGAUGAACUCGCUACUUAUGACGCGACAUCAACACCUUACCGCGUCGAGAUAUACGAGGAUGUGAAGAGGAAACGAGCGAAUGGACGCACCGCAGUAGCUGGUCCGUCUUCAAAGCCUGCAAGCAAAACACGUUCAAAUACGCAAAAGCGGACUCCUACGCCUGAAGAUGAUGAUGAAGGAGCGCGUGCAAGCGACGAUGCUGCUGCGAUAGUCGUAGACCCACCCGCACCCGCACGAAAGAGGGGCCGACCUAAACGCGCCGCAUCGCGCGAACCCGAACGGCCAGGAAAUUCAAAGGCAGCGAGGUCCAUUCGUGAGAAGGGUAAAGGAAAGGCAAGGGAUGAUGAUGUACGGGAACCGUCUCCGGAAGUGAUGGAUAUCGACAAUCUUGAGGAGAUUAGGGCGGAUGAGGAGGACGAGCCGCAAGAAACUUCACGACCCCCGACUCAAUCGUGGAACCUGAAGGGAAAUCGACAAGAUGGGGAGAGUGCCGCAUGGAAGAAAAGAGAGGAGAAGCUUAGGAGAGAAAUAGAGCGAUUGCAGAAACGUUAUCAAGAUGUUCAAAUGCAAAGAGAUAAUCUUGCGAAUGAAUUGGAGGAAACAUUCCAAGUGCGAAAUACAGAAGCUGAGUUACAUACCGAGCAACAGGCUGCUGUAUAUGAAAGUCGGCUCCAGACUCAGGAGGAAAUGAUUCAAGAGCUCACAUCCCAGCUUGCCCGAGUUGAUGCACUUACAAGAGAGGGGAAAACGUCUACUUUGCACUUCCUCACUCGUGAAGCUGCCGAUGAGGAACGGAGAGGCGUUGAACGACAGGUGGAGAAGCUUAAGCAAGCUUUGAAGGAAAAGGACAGGGUUAUUGGCGAGAAAGAUGCGACAAUAGAUGGGCAGGCAGGAGAAAUUCGUGAACUGCGGAGAGAACUAGCUGCAGAGAUUGAGCGAAGUAAAACAUUGGCUUCUUCGCGUCCCAAUGGCCGAGAAGCUCUCCCUCGAUCGCGUAUUGUUUCUGGUCCCAGCUCUGGCGUGAAACUUGAUGGUGUCAAGGCAACAAACGCGCACAAGUUAUACGAAGACCUAACAAAUAUCUUAAUACUCGAUUUGAGAUGCGAAAUAUCUGCUGAUACGAACGAAGAGCAAUGGGUCUAUAGCUGCCUUUACUCACAUUCUGGCACCGACUGGAGCCUUGCAUUCUCACUUCGGACAUACUUUGAGAUAGGGGAGGAUGGGGAGAGCGUGGAGAAGGUUGCAUAUACCCCAAAGGAGAUGAGCGAUAAAUCACCAGAGUCGUUAGAGAAGCUUGACUUCCUAGCGGAGGAGUUCACGUUUCAUCGUAAACAGCUCGAUGUCUUUUUGGACAAGUUGUAUACGGUUAUGAACGAAGCAUUUGGAUCUGCAGAGAUCUAG
This is a messenger RNA of Fomitiporia mediterranea MF3/22, 1413 nucleotides long. RefSeq lists its product as uncharacterized. NCBI's taxonomy places the organism in Eukaryota, Fungi, Basidiomycota, Agaricomycetes, Hymenochaetales, Hymenochaetaceae. The transcript is spliced from 6 exons. The coding region runs from base 1 to 1413 and encodes 470 amino acids. The record is from RefSeq and is a predicted model, not a curated record.